AUGAUAAAACUGGUUUGGAUCUUACAGAACGCCAGCAAAAACAGAGGAAUAUACCUCAGGUCGCUACCAGCGCUCAGAUUCACCUCCGUACAGAUUCACCUCCUCACCUCCGUACAGAUUCACCUCCUCACCUCCGUACAGAUUCACCUCCGUACAGAUUCACCUCCGUACAGAUUCACCUCCGUACAGAUUCACCUCUGUACAGAUUCACCUGCUACAGAUUCACCUCCAUACAGAUUCACCUCCGUACAGAUUCACCUCCGUACAGAUUCACCUCCGUACAGAUUCACCUCCAUACAGAUUCACCUCCGUACAGAUUCACCUCUGUACAGAUUCACCUCCGUACAGAUUCACCUCCGUACAGAUUCACCUGCUACAGAUUCACCUCCAUACAGAUUCACCUCUGUACAGAUUCACCUGCUACAGAUUCACCUCCGUACAGAUUCACCUCCGUACAGAUUCACCUCCGUACAGAUUCACCUCCGUACAGAUUCACCUCCGUACAGAUUCACCUCCAUACAGAUUCACCUCUGUACAGAUUCACCUGCUACAGAUUCACCUCCGUACAGAUUCACCUCCGUACAGAUUCUCCUCACCUCCGUACAGAUUCACCUCCGUACAGAUUCACCUGUACAGAUUCACCUCCGUACAGAUUCACCUCCGUACAGAUUCACCUCCGUACAGAUUCACCUCCGUACAGAUUCACCUCCGUACAGAUUCACCUCCGUACAGAUUCACCUGCGUACAGAUUCACCUCCAUACAGAUUCACCUCCGUACAGAUUCACCGGCUACAGAUUCACCUCCGUACAGAUUCACCUCCGUACAGAUUCACCUGCGUACAGAUUCACCUCCGUACAGAUUCACCUACGUACAGAUUCACCUCCGUACAGAUUCACCUGCUACAGAUUCACCUCCGUACAGAUUCACCUCCGUACAGAUUCACCUCCGUACAGAUUCACCUCCGUACAGAUUCACCUCCGUACAGAUUCACCUCCGUACAGAUUCACCUGCUACAGAUUCACCUGCAGAUUCACCUCCGUACAGAUUCACCUCCUCACCUCCGUACAGAUUCACCUCCGUACAGAUUCACCUCCGUACAGAUUCACCUCCGUACAGAUUCACCUCCGUACAGAUUCAUCUCCGUACAGAUUCACCUCCUCACCUCCAUACAGAUUCACCUCCGUACAGAUUCACCUCCGUACAGAUUCACCUCCGUACAGAUUCACCUCCGUACAGAUUCACCUCCGUACAGAUUCACCUCCGUACAGAUUCACCUCCGUACAGAUUCACCUCUGUACAGAUUCACCUCCGUACAGAUUCACCUGCUACAGAUUCACCUCCGUACAGAUUCACCUCCGUACAGAUUCACCUCCGUACAGAUUCACCUCCGUACAGAUUCACCUCCGUACAGAUUCACCUCCGUACAGAUUCACCUGCUACAGAUUCACCUCCGUACAGAUUCACCUCCGUACAGAUUCACCUCCGUACAGAUUCACCUCCGUACAGAUUCACCUCCGUACAGAUUCACCUCCGUACAGAUUCACCUCUGUACAGAUUCACCUCCGUACAGAUUCACCUCCGUACAGAUUCACCUGCUACAGAUUCACCUCCAUACAGAUUCACCUCUGUACAGAUUCACCUGCUACAGAUUCACCUCCGUACAGAUUCACCUGCUACAGAUUCACCUCUGUACAGAUUCACCUCCGUACAGAUUCACCUCCGUACAGAUUCACCUCCGUACAGAUUCACCUCCGUACAGAUUCACCUGCUACAGAUUCACCUGCUACAGAUUCACCUCCGUACAGAUUCACCUCCGUACAGAUUCACCUCCGUACAGAUUCACCUCCGUACAGAUUCACCUGCUACAGAUUCACCUCCUCACCUCCAUACAGAUUCACCUCCAUACAGAUUCACCUCCGUACAGAUUCACCUCCGUACAGAUUCACCUCCGUACAGAUUCACCUCCGUACAGAUUCACCUCCUCACCUCCGUACAGAUUCACCUGUACAGAUUCACCUCCUCACCUCCAUACAGAUUCACCUCCGUACAGAUUCACCUCCUACAGAUUCACCUCUGUACAGAUUCACCUCCAUACAGAUUCACCUCCGUACAGAUUCACCUCGUACAGAUUCACCUCCGUACAGAUUCACCUCCGUACAGAUUCACCUCCACAGAUUCACCUCCGUACAGAUUCACCUCCAUACAGAUUCACCUCCGUACAGAUUCACCUCCGUACAGAUUCACCUCCGUACAGAUUCACCUCCGUACAGAUUCACCUGCGCACACAUGCACACAUUCACACAAACACAUUGUCACAGAGACAUCCUUAA
Oncorhynchus keta (chum salmon) is the source of this 2331-nucleotide messenger RNA. RefSeq lists its product as uncharacterized. The record is from RefSeq and is a predicted model, not a curated record. Bases 1 to 2331 code for a protein of 776 amino acids. The transcript is spliced from 2 exons. Lineage: Eukaryota; Metazoa; Chordata; Actinopteri; Salmoniformes; Salmonidae.